AUGACAAAUGUCAGUCCACAUUUGGUCUUCAAAAACGGCGUCAAUCCAACCCUCUGGCCACAAGACGUACCGUUCCCGCCAGACGAAGGAAAAGAAGAAGUUCAAUCGACUUACGGAGACGGAGAUAACUCCGACAGAGCAUCAUGCUUUUCGCCCAAUGGCCUCGCUGGCAACCUUCAAUAUCCAGCUUACUUCAAGGAUGCGAAAGGGAUGAACCAUGCCGUCUUUGGAGGAGGGACGAACUUCGGAGCUUUGCAAUACCUCAAGCAGCAGCAACCUGGAAAAGGUUUACCAGAUGUGAUACAACACGGCAGAUCCGCAGGUAUAAACACAAAUUCAUUUUUAAAAUAG
Psylliodes chrysocephalus is the source of this 351-nucleotide messenger RNA. The record is from the annotation of a GenBank genome assembly. NCBI's taxonomy places the organism in Eukaryota, Metazoa, Arthropoda, Insecta, Coleoptera, Chrysomelidae.